AUGGAAGACACUAAGGUCAUGUUUAGACAGAUGCUUGAAAAAGCUUUAAAUGCCAAGAUGGCUGAGCUUGAAGGAAAAAUCAUGGCCAACUUUGAGAAGAAGUUAGAGAUGGGUGGGCCUAGUGAUGUUCAGGUGAAAAGGCCCAAAGAAGAGACUAGUAAAAAGAAGGCCUUUGAUGACGUUUGGGAUGAAGAAGAUUAUCUCCAAGACAAGCAAGCUGAAUUUGCUGGAAUGGGGCUAUUAGAUGCAGAUGACUUUGACAUCCAGUUGGAUGGAAAUCUACCUGAAAUUUUCAAGAUGCCUAAUUUGGCUAAAUUCGAUGGUACUGGUGACCCAAAAACCCACCUCAGGUCUUAUCUUAUAGUCAUGAAAACAACUGGUUUGACUAAGAACCAAGUCACUCAGUUCUUUUCUAUGUCACUAGAAGGGGUUGCAUCUUCAUGGUAUCAUGGGCUAGAAGCCACUGUGAGAAAAGAUUGGGAGGAGCUAGUUAGGAGAUUUGUGCAACAAUACUCCUAUAAUACAGCUUUAGAUGUUACCCUGAGAGACUUAGAGACCACUAGGCAAAAACCAAAUGAAACCUUUUCAGAGUAUCUAUUGGGAUGGAGGAAAAAGGCCAUGAAGAUGACCAAUAGGCCUGCUGAAAAGGAUCAACUAUAUGAUGCUAGGUUAUUAGUGGAGGAUGUAUUGAACAAUGAAAGGAAGAGUUAUCAGCCCAAAAGGGGAGGAUACCAGUCAGCUGGCAAUAUUACUGGGGAAAACAAAGUCAUUGAGGUUCAAACCGUGUCCCGCACCCUUAGAAAGUUCUAUCAAUUCAACCAACCUCUAUCUAAAGUCUUCGAGCGACUCAAAGCUCGGGGCCUCCUCCAACCCUUGGCACCUAGACCACCACCAAACCCACUGUCACCCAAUUACAAUGCUAACCUAUACUGCCAAUUCCAUCAAACUCAUGGCCAUGACACUGAUAGAUGUUUUCGGCUAAAACACGAAGUUCAGGACCUGAUCGAUGCUAAGAAAAUAGCUGACCCAGAAAAUUGA
Messenger RNA from Hevea brasiliensis (rubber tree), 1038 nucleotides. RefSeq lists its product as uncharacterized. The record is from RefSeq and is a predicted model, not a curated record. The transcript has 3 exons. Bases 1 to 1038 code for a protein of 345 amino acids. NCBI's taxonomy places the organism in Eukaryota, Viridiplantae, Streptophyta, Magnoliopsida, Malpighiales, Euphorbiaceae.